This is a messenger RNA of Alosa sapidissima (American shad), 2629 nucleotides long. RefSeq lists its product as uncharacterized. The transcript has a single exon. The coding region runs from base 1862 to 2536 and encodes 224 amino acids. The record is from RefSeq and is a predicted model, not a curated record. Lineage: Eukaryota; Metazoa; Chordata; Actinopteri; Clupeiformes; Clupeidae.
UUCACAUGCACACACAUGCAUACUAGGGCUGUAACAAUAUGCGAUUUGAAACCGAAAUCGCAACACGCAUAUUCACUAACCUGUGUCGUGGUGUGAAAAGGCACUAGAAUGGGUGUGUCGCGGGCGCAUAAGCAACACAUAUCUCCUGCUUUACUUACUGGUAGCCUACGUUGUCCAAAAAUACAUAAAUGAAACAUAAUUUCGUACCUCUCGUUACUUUCAUUGUAGACUAUGCGUGCAACUUUACCAAACAGUAUAGAAGUACUUGUUCUUGGGGAUUUCAACAUUCACAUUUGUUGCCCAUCAAAACCUUUGGUUCAUGAGUUUUUAUGCAUAGUGGACUCUUUUGACCUCACUCAAUCAGUGAUGGCACCAACACAUCAGAAAGGCCACACUCUAGACCUUGUACUUUCCUCUGGCUUUUCUGUGUCUAAUUUAGAAAUUGUUGAUAUUGGUAUCUCUGACCACUCUAUGAUUUUGUUUGAAUGCUCUAUGUUUUGUUCCCCUGUCUCUCCGCCCAAGUCCCACUCCUUUGUCCGAGCCAUAAAUUCAACCACAGCUUUACAUUUCUCUAACACCUUUAUGCUUACUCAGUCACCUGCUAUCAAUGAUGUCCUGUCCACCUGCUCUGAUACGGAAGAAUUAGUUAAUCUCUUCAACACUUCCUGUUCCGCUACUCUAGACUGUGUUGCUCCUUUAAAACUAAAACGGUCAAAAACCAACUCCACUCCCUGGUUUAAUGAUUCUACCCAUUCUCUUAGACAAGUGUGUAGGAGAAAUGAAGGAAAAAAGACAAACUCCAAGUCUCUUAUAACAUUUUUAGAGAUUCUCUAAAGAUGUACCAAAACUCUUAAGUCAGCUAGAACAGAGUAUUACUCUAAGUUGAUUGCCAGUAAUGCUCACAGACCAAAAAUAUUGUUUAGUACCAUCAACUCUCUUUUAAAUCCUCCUGCUGCUGUUCUCUUUAUCACUCCCACCACUGAAAACUGUGAGAAGUUUCUCAAUUUCUUCAUUGAUAAGAUUAAUAACAUUAAAUCUCAAAUUCCUUCCUUAAUUUCUGAUCCCUCAGUUAUAAAACUCUCACCCAGCUGCCUUCAGCAGUGGCAACCAGUGUCUCCCUCCCAGCUAUUUGAAGUGGUCUUUCAUAUGAAAUCCUCCUCUUGCCACUCAGAUGUUUUACCUUCACACCUGUUUAAGGAAGUUUUUAACAUCAUUUGCCCUGUUGUUUUGGCCAUUAUCAACAGCUCUCUAUCUACUGCAGUGGUCCCCUCUAGUUUUAAGCAUGCAAUUGUCCAACCUCUACUAAAGAAGCCCAGUCUUGAUUACAGUGACCUGAAAAACUAUAGGCCUAUUUCCAAAUUACCUUUUGUUUCAAAGAUCCUGGAAAAAGUUGUUCUCUCUCAGGUCACUUCUUAUUUGAAUGCUUUUAACAUCCUAGAUACAUUUCAGUCAGGUUUUAGAACACUUCUUGACCUUAGUGCUGCUUUUGAUACCAUUGACCAUAGCAUCCUGUUAAAACGUCUGGAGGUUGAAGUUGGUCUGCAAGGGGUGGUGUUGAAAUGGUUCACAUCAUAUCUGAAUGAUAGAACAUUCUCUGUAAGAUUAGGUAAUUGCUCUUCGUCCAUUGCACCUAUCAAAUGUGGUGUCCCUCAGGGUUCCAUUUUAGGCCCUCUGCUAUUCUCCCUAUAUAUGCUGCCUCUUGGCUCCAUUUUUAACAAACAUAACAUUCAAUAUCACUGCUAUGCUGAUGACUCUCAAUUCUAUCUGCCAUUAACAGCCGAAAGUUCCUGCACCUUGGAAAGCCUGUUUAACUGCUUUAAUGACAUAAAGAGUUGGAUGGCUGCAAACUUCUUACAAUUAAAUGAAAAGAAAAGAGAUAAUUAUUUUUGGUCCACUCAGCUCUGUUCCUAAGAUAAGAAAUGCACUUGGGCCACUGGCUGUAAAUUGCCACAGUGAGGUCAGAAAUCUAGGUGUUUUCCUAGAUUCCUCUUUGAAUUUCAAUAAGCAAGUCAGUAGUGUGGUUAAGGGAAGCUUUUUUCAACUAAGACGAAUAGCUAAAUUAAAGCCCUGGCUCUCAUAUACUGACGUAGAAACUGUAAUCCAUGCUUUUGUUACAUCUAGGCUGGACUAUUGUAACUCUCUGUAUUUAGGUCUGAACCAAUCUACCCUUGCUAGACUUCAAUUAGUCCAAAAUGCAACAGCUAGGCUUCUUACUGGAACAAAGAAACAUAUGCACAUAAGUCCUGUGCUGGCCCAACUCCAUUGGUUACCUGUCAAUUACAGAAUUCAUUUUAAAGUUUUACUUUUUGUUUUCAAAGCCCUAAAUGGAAUGGCACCACAGUCUAUCUUUGACCUUUUAAGUCCCUACUGUCAUUCUAGGCCACUGAGGUCUUCCUCACAACUUCUAUCAGUCCCAAAGGCAACCCUUAAAACUAAAGGUGACAGAGCUUUUUCUGUUGCUGCCCCUAGACUCUGGAACAAUCUCCCUAUAGAAAUUAAGUCCUCUCCCACCAUCAGUAGUUUUAAAUCAAAUUGAAAAUUCUCAGGUUAAUAUAUAUUAUGAUUAUGAUGACACCCAAUGGGCCUGCCUUGCAUUGCGCCCCCACCUGGCCAAGCAAGUACAUGUGGC